AUGUUGAGGAAUCUGCUAAAUAAGCGAGUGUGUGGUGGUGUGGUUCGUUGUUUACACCGCACGCAGACGAGGAAUGUCGGUAUUCCGCUGGUAAUUGACAACGAUGGUCGGGCCGAGCGGGUUUAUGACAUCUAUUCACGGUUGCUCAAGGAUCGUAUUGUCUGUGUUAUGGCGCCGGUAAGUGGGUGGGGGGUAUUUUUAGGUAGUUGCGUGCAGAAUUGUGUGUUUUUUGGGUUGAAUGGUGAAAGAUUAAAGUCGUAAGGGACUGUAAAUGGCAGUUUUUAUUGGUUUGAGCUUUGAAUACUGUAGUUGGGGCCAGAUUGUGGGUCUUUUUUACAAUUUAAAAAAAUCUUGGGCUAUUCUUAUUUGCUUUGAGGGGAGACAGAAUUAUUUGGACCACCUUGGGGCACAGAAUUAUUUGAACGACUUAAUAAUACCAUGCCCAUCAAACAACAUAUAAGCAUGCCCAUUCCAGAUCGAUGACCACUUCGCGUCGGCCGUGAUCGCCCAGCUUUUGUUCCUCCAAUCCGAUUCCUCCAAGUCCCCUAUCCACAUGUACAUCAACAGUCCCGGCGGGUCGGUGACGGCCGGCCUUGGCAUUUACGACACGAUGCAGUACAUCAGUGCACCAGUCCACACCUGGUGCAUCGGGCAGGCCAGCUCAAUGGGCUCGUUGCUAUUGGCGGCCGGCGAGAAAGGCUGUCGAACCUCGCUGCCCAACUCCAGAAUCAUGGUUCAUCAGCCGUCGGGUGGAGCUCAGGUGAGGGGUGGUUUGAUGGUUUUUGGGUUGGAAUGGGAAGGAUAUUGUAGUAGGGGAUGUAAUUUUUUUAAAAAUUUUUUGAAAUUUAGUUAGGUUUGUUAAGGGGCUGGGCUCAAUUUUUCGGCUAGGCUCACAGGCCAGGUGGCUAGGCCCACAGGUCUUGGUUUGAGCUUCUAAAAGGCUUUUUAUUGCAAAAAGACCGGUCUGGAAGCCAGGCCUAGGCCCGGUCCUCUUCAAAUGUCUUGUGACCCGCCCUAGUCCGGAGCCAGUCCUGUUAGGCUCCAUUUCAUGCCUAAAUUCGAUUCAUUUUCAAAAAUUUCGAAUUUCCAGGGUACUGCCUCGGACAUAAUCAUCCGCGCCGAAGAGAUCACUCGUCUUCGCCUACGACUCAACGAAAUCUACUCCCAUCACACCGGUCAACCAGUCGAAAAAGUGCUCCAGGCCCUGGACCGUGAUAACUUCAUGAGCGCCGCCGAAGCUAAAGAAUUUGGCAUCGUGGACCGAAUCGAAGAGCAUCCCGGCAGCUGCCCCAAAUAA
Bursaphelenchus okinawaensis is the source of this 1297-nucleotide messenger RNA. The record is from the annotation of a GenBank genome assembly. Lineage: Eukaryota; Metazoa; Nematoda; Chromadorea; Rhabditida; Aphelenchoididae.